AUGCAGCAAGAAAUCCUCACUGAGCAAAAAAUCCUCCUUGAACAAGAAAUCCACAUCCAGCAGGACCUCCACAUCCAGCAGGACCUCCACAUCCAGCGGGACCUCUACACCCCCUCUGCCUUCGACCUGUUACCAAUUGAAUGGCCGCUACGGAACAAGAAGAAGAAGAAGAAGAAACAGAAGACCACGAGUGAAUGCCAGGACCAGCCGCAGCAGCGAGUCUCAGUGGUCGGCGGUAUCAAAGGGAGCAUCUCCCACACAUCCCAGCCCGAAGCCCCCAGGACGGCUGUCACAACCCAGGACAGUAGGAAGAAAACGUCCAGCGUGAGCGUGAGGCAGUACAGUGAGGUGGGAGGAAAGCAGGAUGAGGCCGUGCUGGAGCCGGAAGGGAGGCAGGACAGUGUUGGAGAGGUGAAGCCUCAGCUACUGCCAGAGGAAAUCCACUUACUAGACCAGGACCAGCUCUCCCCAGAGGAAAUCCAUUUACCAGACCAGAAUCAGCUACCUCCAGAGGAAAUCCACUUACCAGACCCAGAUCACCUCUCCCCAGAGGAAAUCCAUUUACCAGACCAGAAUCAGCUACCUCCAGAGGAAAUCCAUUUACCAGACCCAGAUCACCUCUCCCCAGAGGAAAUCCAUUUACCAGACCAGAAUCAGCUCUCCCCAGAGGAAAUCCACUUACCAGACCCAGAUCACCUCUCCCCAGAGGAAAUCCAUUUACCAGACCAGAAUCAGCUCUCCCCAGAGGAAAUCCACUUACCAGACCCAGAUCACCUCUCCCCAGAGGAAAUCCAUUUACCAGACCAGAAUCAGCUCUCCCCAGAGGAAAUCCACUUACCAGACCAGAAUCAGCUCUCCCCAGAGGAAAUCCCCUUACCAGAGGAUAUCCAUUUACCAGAGGAAAUCCACUUACCAGACCAGGAUCAGCUACCCCCAGAGGAAACCCAUUUACCAGACCAGGAUCAACAGGAGGCACUGGAGGAUGUGGCUGUGGAUGAUACCCCAGGGGACAUGGCUGACAUUCAGGCUGCAGAUUCCAAGGCGGGCACCACAGAGGUCCCCUUAGACAGCGAGAAGCUGCUGGAAGUCCUAGAACACUUCACAGCCUUGUGUUGA
Messenger RNA from Strigops habroptila (Kakapo), 1116 nucleotides. RefSeq names its product involucrin-like. Bases 1 to 1116 code for a protein of 371 amino acids. The record is from RefSeq and is a predicted model, not a curated record. The transcript has 6 exons. Lineage: Eukaryota; Metazoa; Chordata; Aves; Psittaciformes; Psittacidae.